Messenger RNA from Puccinia triticina, 477 nucleotides. RefSeq lists its product as uncharacterized. Lineage: Eukaryota; Fungi; Basidiomycota; Pucciniomycetes; Pucciniales; Pucciniaceae. The transcript is spliced from 5 exons. Gene Ontology annotation, cellular component: ribosome. Gene Ontology annotation, molecular function: RNA binding; structural constituent of ribosome. The record is from RefSeq and is a predicted model, not a curated record. Gene Ontology annotation, biological process: cytoplasmic translation. The coding region runs from base 1 to 477 and encodes 158 amino acids.
AUGUCUGCUGUGCCGGCGCAGUCGGCCGUAUUCUCACCCGGAAACCUAACCCUGGAAACCAUCCCAUCAGCGCUUGCCACCCCUAGAGCUAGAUCCCAUCCUACUUCCAGACCGAUCAAGAUGACUUCCAAGGCUGCCGUUUCCCACAAGUUUUUCGUCGACUUCAAGAAACCCGCCAGCGAUGGUGUGUUCGAUGGUCCCGCUUUCGAGAAGUUUCUCCACGAUCGAAUCAAGGUUGACGGUCGGGCCGGCCAACUCGGCGACAAAAUCAAAAUCCAGUCAGAGGGUGUUCACAAACUCUCGGUCUCCUCGACAAUCCCAUUCUCGAAACGUUACCUCAAAUACCUGACGAAAAAGUUCCUCAAGAAACACCAGAUCCGAAACUACAUUCGUGUGAUUGCCUCGAGCAAGAAUACUUAUGAGCUCAGAUACUUCUUGGUAGACGAGCCGGACGCAGAGGAGGAAGACGACGCAUAA